Syngnathoides biaculeatus (alligator pipefish) is the source of this 916-nucleotide messenger RNA. RefSeq names its product regulator of G-protein signaling 9-binding protein. The record is from RefSeq and is a predicted model, not a curated record. Gene Ontology annotation, biological process: G protein-coupled receptor signaling pathway. Gene Ontology annotation, cellular component: neuron projection. The annotation marks the transcript as partial. The transcript is spliced from 5 exons. NCBI's taxonomy places the organism in Eukaryota, Metazoa, Chordata, Actinopteri, Syngnathiformes, Syngnathidae.
GUAGAAGCCAGAGAAGAAGUCACACCUGACACCCACGCUUGUCACACGGCUCGCCCAUUGUCGUCACGGCGACGGCAAGUCCCCAGACCACGACCGGAGGGACUGGGAGGUGGUUCCGGAAAGGAAGGAUCUCCGCGGCGGUGCCGCAACGUCGAUAAGGGGUCGAAGGUCACCAUGAACGACGGGCGUGACGACCGCGCUCGGGAGGAGAGGGCUCGGCUCGGUUCUGGUUUCCAGACGCUGCUGGGGGCCACUUCCAGUUUUCGGCAGGCGGCAGCGGCGCUGGGGAGCUCCGCAGACUGCGACUUCCUCCGUCGCGAGCUGGAGCGGACCGGGACGUUCGCCAGCGACGUCGCCGGCGGUCUGUCGGGCUGUCUGACGAGUCUCCUGUCUGACGGAGACCCGAAGGAGGAGCGGCGAGAGGCGGAGCGCGUCUGGGUCCACUUCCUGUCGGCCGCGGAGAGCUUCCUGUCUGACCUGCGCAAGGCGGCCGACCUGAUGGGUCGCUUCCCGCUGGGCCCGCCGAAGGACCGCCGCUCGUUGGUCAAUACAGGGUGCACGGAGGACGUCGCGGACGGGGAGGUCGGCGCGUCCCGCUCGGCGGCCGCCGCCGACGAGGGGGCGGGACUUCGACGACACCUGGACGGCCUGGAGGACGUGCUGAGCGACAUGCAGAUCAGGGUGCCGGUGGCGUUCUGGUCGGUGGAGUCCACGCAGCCGCCGUGGGCCGAAGUCCAGAGCCAAGAGAGCGCCGGCGACCCGGAGGAGUCUUCGACGACCGCCCGCUGCUCGGCUUUCGGCUGCGUCCGCUUUUGACCGCCCCGGCGCCGGCUCGCUUUUCGGCCUUCGUGUCCCGUUACUUUUGCCUUUCCUGCACUGAACGGGGAAGAAAUUGAAGGCCAACCAAAAAAAAAAA